Manacus vitellinus (golden-collared manakin) is the source of this 651-nucleotide messenger RNA. Its product is annotated as ras-related protein Rab-15-like. Gene Ontology annotation, molecular function: GTPase activity; GTP binding. The record is from RefSeq and is a predicted model, not a curated record. NCBI's taxonomy places the organism in Eukaryota, Metazoa, Chordata, Aves, Passeriformes, Pipridae. The annotation marks the transcript as partial. The transcript is spliced from 4 exons.
AAACGGGAAACCAGGGCACCCGAGAGUCGUGGGCACCGGGGAACCGGGGAGUGGCGGGCACGGGCGAAGCGGGGGCAUCGGGAAACUGUGAGCAACGGGGAUACGGUUAACCGUGGGCACUGGGGAGCUGCAACACCGCGGAAACGGGGAACCGGAGGGUGGGAAAACUGUGGGAACCGGGAGCAUCGGGAGUCGCAGUACCCGGGAACUGGGAAACCGGGGGCACUGGAGAGCCGCGGCUUUGGGGAACCGGGAGCAUCAGGGAACCAGGAAAUCAUGGGCACGGGGGAACCGGGAACACUGGGCAUCUCUGGCACGGGGGAAUCGGGAGCAGCAUGCAGCCGGGAACCGGGAGCAGUGGGCAGCCACAGCACCGGGAAGCCGCAGCACUGGGGAACCGGGAGCAUCGGGAUCACCCACCUGGCACCUCCUGCCAGGCCUGGCACCGGGUGUGUCGACUUCAAGAUGAAGACGAUCGAGGUGGACGGGAUCAAGGUGCGGAUACAGAUCUGGGACACGGCCGGCCAGGAGCGGUACCAGACCAUCACCAAGCAGUACUACCGGCGGGCACAGGGCAUCUUCCUGGUGUAUGACAUCAGCAGCGAGCGCUCCUACCAGCACAUCGUGAAGUGGGCCAGCGACGUGGAUGAG